Molecule: messenger RNA, 2084 nt
Organism: Verticillium dahliae VdLs.17
Lineage: Eukaryota; Fungi; Ascomycota; Sordariomycetes; Glomerellales; Plectosphaerellaceae
Product: hexokinase-1
Exons: 3
Coding region: 441-2084 (547 amino acids)
Biological process (GO): intracellular glucose homeostasis; glycolytic process; glucose 6-phosphate metabolic process
Cellular component (GO): cytosol; mitochondrion
Molecular function (GO): mannokinase activity; glucokinase activity; D-glucose binding
Source: RefSeq, a predicted model, not a curated record
CUUCGCCCUACUGAGAGGCUACCUCAACAACUGCGAGUGACAGCGACCACGCGGUUCAACUCUCUCGGCCCCCUCCACCGUCGGCAGGUUUCAUACACCGCCCAGCUGUUGACCGAAGGGUAGAGGAUACCCGACCCAAACGUCGCGAUACCAUCUGGCGCCAGCGGCCCUGUCGAUCCUCAGCCCGUGUCCCACUUACCCGUCCGUCGGCUUGCGACGCGCGAGGCGCCAUUGUCACCCAGUUGGUGCCAUCCCAGGUCGAAUGCCAUAUUCGCUUCGUCACAAAGGUCACACCAAAACACAGGGGACAUGGCUUGAGCUCUAUUUGGCCUAUUUACCCUGCAUUCUCUCGUCACUUACAUGUCCCCCCUGACCCUAUAUCGAACCUCUUCCUCACCAUAGCACGGUUGCCCCAUGUCAUGCAGCCGCUCGUUUCUGCAAUGACAACCAUCCACCGAUCCCUCCUUGCCGCCAUUGUCAAGCAGCUCUUGCGCGGCAAGUCCUUGAUACAGUCCCUCCUCACCUUCUGGACCACAUCAUCACACCGCCCCUCCAGCGCCAAGAAGUCCUCAACUUCCUCCUCAUCCUCGUCCCAAUCAAUCUACGAGGGCGGCAAGGUUUCGGCGCCUUAUGCCCCUGGCCUCCGACGGUCCACACAAGACUUCCUCAGGGAGGUGGAGGAUCUGAUCCUUGGGCCUCUGCUGGACAAUGGCCUACUCGAGCUCUCUCACGCCCUGAAGACACAGUUCCGCGCUAGAUUACAGACCGACCCGGCAUGCAUGCUGCCUUCGUUCAACCACAAGCUUCCUACCGGCUUGGAGAGGGGGAGAUACCUCGCCCUCGAUGUUGGCGGCUCUACGUUGCGAGUUGCUCUGGUCGAGCUGCGUGGCCAUGACUACGAGAUCAAGGGCAAGGAGUCUGAGAUUGUCGGCAUGAAAUCGUUCCGCAUCGAUAAGACGAUCAAGGAUCUUGAAGGUCUGGCCUUUUUCGACUGGAUGGCUGAUAGGAUUGUCGAAACACUUGAAAACGAGGAAGAGGGCCGCAGAGCCGAGCAAGACGGCGCGUUACCCAUGGCCUUGUCCUGGAGCUUCCCUAUUGAUGGUCGCAUCCAUGGUAUGGGCAAGGGUUUCCGCGCCGCCGAUGGCCUCCAGGGACAGGAUCUCGGUACCGUGAUUGAAGCUGCCUGUCGUCGCUCUGGUCUCGUGGCAGAGCUGCUCGUCAUUUUGAACGACGGGAAUGCUACAUUGCUUUCUCGAGCCUACACUCACCCGGCUACGAGAUUCGGGCUCAUUCUCGGCACCGGCGUUAACAUUGCUGCCCACCUUCCUGUGCCCCUCAUCGGCGCUGCGAAAUUCGGCGAGCGGCCGCAAGAGUGGUUUGAGGAGGCGCAGAGUGUCAUUGUCAAUACGGAGCUGGGCAUGUUUGGACAUGACAUCCUAUCAAUCACACGCUGGGAUGCCGACCUCAAAGCAGGACAUCCCCGUCCCGACUUUCAACCGCUGGAGCACAUGCUCAGCGGCAUGUACCUGGGCGAAGUUGCUCGAUUUGUGCUUAUUGAGGCCAUCACGACAACUGGUAUAUUCGGCGGCGUGGUUCCGGAGAACCUUUCCGAGCCCUACUCCUUGAGUACCGAGACAAUGUCCAUGGCUGAGAGUGACAACGCUACGCUCGAGACAGCUAUUGCGGCCUUUGCAGCGCGCCAUCCUUCACCACACGCACCAACCGCAACAGAUCUCGCCUUCUUCCGCGACAUCUCCGCCCUCAUUUCCCGCCGUUCUGCUGCCAUUCUUGCUGCAGCAGUCCACGGCAUUUGGGAUCUCCGCCUCGACGGCGUCCGCGAGACGCUGCCCACGUUGUCGCCCUCGGAAGCUGCCACGGCGGAGACAGAGCUCGCCCUGAAGCACACGAUGGUGGCCUUCAACGGGAGUGUGCUCGAGAGCUACCCGGGAUACCGCGACAUGUGCCAGUCUUUUGUCAACGAGCUCCUGGAAGCCAGUGGUAAGUCGGGCCUGAGCAUCGACCUCGUCCCGGCAAAGGAGAGCUCGAUCAUUGGGGCGGGCGUGGCCUUGGCGGCGGUGGUGUAA